Molecule: messenger RNA, 1278 nt
Organism: Venustampulla echinocandica
Lineage: Eukaryota; Fungi; Ascomycota; Leotiomycetes; Helotiales; Pleuroascaceae
Exons: 1
Coding region: 1-1278 (425 amino acids)
Cellular component (GO): cytoplasm; nucleus
Source: RefSeq, a predicted model, not a curated record
AUGGACCAGUCGUCCAACGCCUCCCUCGACGCCCCCUUGGAUCCUUAUGAAACUGCCCCUCAGGAGCUGAAAGACCUCUACAAGUCAUGGACCGGUGUAUUUUCGUCCGCUCGUCUUCGAGAUACCGCCAACACGGCUUCACUUAUUACGCCUACUUCUGCCAGCAUGCCAAACACUGGUAUGGGCGAUGUAUUUGCGGAAUUCGUAGUAAAGAAUCUGUACAAUCGAUGCCCUGCCCUCGAUAACGUCCCAGAGGGUCCUGGGAUGGGGUUAUCAGGUGAAGGCUCGAAGGAAAUUCCGGGCUUGGACUCCUUAGGGCACCACAGAUCUUCGAGCAAUUCGCCUGCACAAACUGAUACCUUUUUCCGCGAGACCGGACGAGACACAAAGCUUAAGGACCAACAGGAGUCAAUUCUGAAGUUUCUAGAAGAUAGACCUGUGGGAGCUUACAGCUUCAAAAAUAUACCUGGUGGGUGCUUUCUUUUCUGUGGUUGCACAGUCUGUAUCUGCGGCCCUUUGUCUGACAGACCCCCAGGCCUGAUUAUUUUGCCUCAACUUUUUCCUCCUAUUGUUCAACAAGUUCUGCUAGAAUGCUUGCUACAUCGCGAGCUCGCAAUCCCAGAAAACAAAACCAAUAUCCACCUUCAUUACAAUGUAUCCUAUCCCGAGAGGAAGGCGUCCUUCUUCUCCACUGAACCCGAGUUUUAUUCGUUUAACCCAAAGGACCCAGGCGAACACAAGAGAUUCACCAACAGAGUUGCUCUUGAGAAGAGUCUCCGCUGGAUUACUCUUGGGGGCCAAUACGAUUGGACGAAGAAAGCCUACCCGUCUGAGAUUCCCCCUCAAUUUCCUGAAGACAUCGCGCGUCUCAUCGGAGCGCUCUUCUCGGACGUGGAGCCCGAAGCUGCGAUUGUCAAUAUAUAUUCCGCAAAAGACAAAUUGAGCCUCCAUCGCGAUGUCAGCGAGGAAACCAAUCGGGGACUGGUUAGCAUUAGCCUAGGAUGCUCCUGCAUUUUUAUCAUCGGCCUUAAAGACAAAAAAACAGAGGAGAUUCAUUAUCAGGUUCUACGCUUAAACUCUGGGGAUGUGCUCUACAUGUCUGGGCAAUCUCGAUAUGCUUGGCAUGGCGUUCCCAAGAUCCUUCCGGGAACUUGUCCGGAAUACCUCGAAUGCUGGCCUGGCAAAGCGUAUCCUGGAUGGGAUGGGUGGAUGAGUAGAAAGAGGAUCAAUCUCAACAUACGCCAAAUGUAUGAAUCUGUUGGAUCUGGUUGUCAUUGA